Messenger RNA from Paramuricea clavata, 1041 nucleotides. The record is from the annotation of a GenBank genome assembly. NCBI's taxonomy places the organism in Eukaryota, Metazoa, Cnidaria, Anthozoa, Malacalcyonacea, Plexauridae.
AACUGGUUCGACUCAACGGACAACUCCUCAACCGGUAGACAAGGUGUCCACGCCCUAUUUGUUGAUUUCCGGAAGGCGUUUGACUUGGUCGACCAUAAGAUCCUUCUGGACAAGCUUGCUGAUAUGAAUGUAACAAGGAGUUUCUGGUUAUGGAUAAUGAGUUUUCUGGAUGGAAGAACACAACAGGUAAAUCUCCAAGGUGUACUAUCCUUUACUGCAUCAUGCCCAGCCGGCGUCCCUCAGGGAACUGCUAUCUCGCCGACCCUAUUCAACAUACAUAUUAACGAUAUGGAGGAAAAUGUUUCUGAACAGGCAUGUGUCAACACAAUCAAAUAUGCGGACGAUUGCACCAUGGAUACGUCCAUAAGAUUAGGAGAAUCUAGCGAUUUGCAAAGCGCUCUGGACUCAGUACAAAGUUGGGCUGUGGAAAAUAAAAUGGAACUGAAUGCCAAAAAGACAAAAGAUAUGUGGAUUAACUUCACCGAAGCACCGCCCCCUCUACCACUGCAUAUAGGAGAUGCUAUCAUAGAAAGAGUCGAUAAUUUUAAACUCUUGGGAACCUGGUUUCAAAAGGACCUGAAAUGGAAUAAACAUGUCGAGGAGACCACCCGCAAAGCAGCUAAAAACCUGUACUGCCUACGAGAAUGUAGAAGAGCGAAUCUACCAGUCGAAGUGGAUCUCACCACUUAUUUAACUAAAAUCAGGCCUAUCCUUGAAUAUUGUUCUCCAGUGUGGGGUGGUCUGCCACGAUAUCUAAAGGACGAAUUGGAACGUGUGCAAAGGAGGAGUCUACGAAUUAUUGGCCUCCCGCAUGGUUACCUGCCAACUCUCGAAGAGAGAAGAAUUGAAGCCACAUCGAGGGAACUCGUUAACAUCUUAGGUGAUCCAAGUCAUAUCUUUUAUCAACGAACUAUGGAACAUAAUAAACAUAACUAUAAUCUUAGGCGUAGAGACGGUAUAUUUAAAUACGCACCUUUCUCAGGCACUGAACGACACAGAAAUAGUUUUGUCCCACGAGCAAUGAGACAGGGGUUGCACUAA